AUGUCACUAGAACAAUGGAACACUUCCUUGUCGCAAAAAUUUACGGCCAGCACGAUUUUACAGUGCUGCUAUCUUGUGAUCGGGGUGCUUGGGAAUUUAUUGGUGAUUUCUAUGUACAGAUUCAAGAUGCGGGGCCAAAACGAGGACCGGUUCUUUAUCCCCGUACUGGCUGUCGUAGACCUGACUGGGUGUCUCACAUCCACCUCGCUCUCCUUGACUAGGAACCUGUUCCCAGUCAUGUUUCCAAGUGAAGUUCUUUGUAAACUCUUAUUUUUCAGCACCUCCUUGACCAUCAUUAGUUCUUUACUUCUUUUACUUGUGAUCUCUGUACAGCGCUAUCAGAAGAUCUGUCGGCCGUUCGGCUGGCAGAUGACUGGGAGACACAAGUACUGCUGUGUUGCGGUGACUGUGUGCUGUGCCGGACUCUUGUCUGUUCCCGUCAUAUUUUUGUACGGAAAUCACCCAGCACACACAGCCAACAUCACGGGCGUUAAUUGUGGCGUGGGAACAGGUAAACAUGGCGAUAUAGCUAUCUACAACUACAUUAUCUUGAUAUUAGAGUGUAUAGCCGUUGGUAUAAUGACUUAUCUUUACUUCUUGGUCGGCAAGAGGGUUUUCUACAGCUUUAAAAGUAUGAAGAGUUAUAAACGUAAUUUUUCAAUUUCAAAGAACUCCAAUGCAGCAGUACACUGCCCUUCAGAAGACGAGAGUUUUAUCUCUAGAGAGAGUGCUGAAAUUUGUAAAAAGGAUGAAGAGAAAAUGAAGGAAAAUCAACCAGUGAUAGAAAAUUCAACAGAACUCAAGAAAGAAAACUACAGCCAGGAACCACUUCAAAUUCUCGUGUGUAACGCAAGUACUCAAACAAUGUCAAGACGCACAACGAAAAAGUCAUUGAGCAUUGAUGCUUGUCCUCAGCAUUAUGGGAUGGAUCACAAUGACAGAGAUCCGCCGGAUAACACGGAGUCUUCCGCGGAGGACGCUCCGGUAUUUAUAUGUGAUCCCGUGGAUCUUCCCACCAAGGCAGCGGAACUCCAUACUGUACAGGAAAAUGACGCACAGGUAAAAGAACUGUUGGAGAAAAACACGGACAACAGCUGUGUAGAGAGAGCAGAGAAUCCGGAUAUUGUGACGAGGAAACUCAGAAGUCAGAGCGUAGCGUCACUCAGUAACAAGAGAAAUCAAAGUGUUCCUUGUUUCAGCAAACAUAGAAACCAAAGUAUUACGUCUUUUAGUCAAAGUAGAAAUCGAAGUGCACCAUCUUUUAGUAAGAACAAAAACCAGAGUAUAGCAUCUUUUAAUAAGGAUCGGAAAGCGUCAAAUGUAGACUCUAUUUACAGCAAUAAAAACACGUGUACAGCUCAUCGCAUUUUUGUCUUCUUUGGCACAAACUACACCCUAGGAUUACCCAAGAGUAAAUAUGCAAAUCAAACGUCAAAGCACAUCUUCUGUGAUGAUCCCUCUGACGAGCACGUUUCCCCUCCCAUAAAAAGAGUGCACAUAAGUCAUGUGAGAAGUGACAUUGAGCUAUGA
This is a messenger RNA of Saccostrea cuccullata (small rock oyster), 1530 nucleotides long. RefSeq lists its product as uncharacterized. Gene Ontology annotation, cellular component: plasma membrane. The coding region runs from base 1 to 1530 and encodes 509 amino acids. Lineage: Eukaryota; Metazoa; Mollusca; Bivalvia; Ostreida; Ostreidae. The transcript has 2 exons. The record is from RefSeq and is a predicted model, not a curated record. Gene Ontology annotation, biological process: neuropeptide signaling pathway. Gene Ontology annotation, molecular function: neuropeptide receptor activity.